AUGGGGCGGGCGGCCGCCGCAGGAGGAGGCGCCGGAGGGGCGCGCCGCUGGCUCCCGUGGCUGGGGCUCUGCUUCUGGGCGGCGGGGGCCGCGGCUGGCCGAGGAACUGACAAUGGCGAAGUCCUCCCUGAGUCCAUCCCCUCAGCUCCUGGGACCCUGCCUCAUUUCAUAGAAGAGCCAGACGAUGCUUACAUCAUCAAGAGCAACCCCAUUGCACUGAGGUGCAAAGCAAGGCCGGCCAUGCAGAUAUUCUUCAAAUGCAAUGGCGAGUGGGUCCAUCAAAAUGAACAUGUCUCUGAGGAGAGUCUGGAUGAGAGUUCAGGCUUGAAGGUCCGGGAGGUGUUUAUCAACGUUACCAGGCAGCAGGUGGAGGACUUCCACGGGCCAGAGGACUACUGGUGCCAGUGUGUGGCAUGGAGCCACCUGGGGACCUCCAAAAGCAGGAAGGCCUCCGUGCGCAUAGCUUAUCUACGGAAAAACUUUGAACAAGAUCCACAGGGAAGGGAGGUUCCCAUCGAAGGCAUGAUAGUGCUACACUGCCGACCGCCCGAGGGUGUCCCUGCUGCUGAGGUGGAAUGGCUGAAAAAUGAGGAACCCAUUGACUCUGAGCAAGAUGAGAACAUUGACACCAGGGCUGACCACAACCUCAUCAUCAGACAGGCACGGCUCUCAGACUCAGGCAAUUACACCUGCAUGGCAGCCAACAUCGUGGCCAAGAGGAGGAGCCUGUCAGCCACAGUAGUGGUUUAUGUGAAUGGAGGCUGGUCUUCCUGGACAGAGUGGUCAGCCUGCAAUGUUCGCUGUGGUAGAGGAUGGCAGAAACGUUCCCGGACCUGCACCAACCCAGCUCCUCUGAAUGGUGGGGCCUUUUGUGAGGGAAUGUCAGUGCAGAAAAUAACCUGCACUUCUCUUUGUCCUGUGGAUGGGAGCUGGGAAGUGUGGAGCGAAUGGUCCGUCUGCAGUCCAGAGUGCGAGCAUUUGCGGAUUCGGGAGUGCACAGCGCCACCCCCAAGGAACGGGGGCAAAUUCUGUGAAGGGCUGAGCCAGGAAUCUGAAAACUGUACAGAUGGUCUCUGCAUUCUAGAUAAAAAACCUCUUCAUGAAAUAAAACCCCAAAGCAUUGAGAAUGCCAGCGACAUUGCUCUGUACUCGGGCUUGGGCGCUGCUGUGGUGGCCGUUGCAGUCCUGGUCAUUGGCGUCACCCUUUAUAGACGGAGCCAGAGUGACUAUGGCGUGGACGUCAUUGACUCUUCUGCAUUGACAGGUGGCUUCCAGACCUUCAACUUCAAAACGGUCCGUCAAGGUAACUCCCUGCUCCUGAACUCUUCCAUGCAACCAGACCUCACGGUCAGCCGAACAUAUAGUGGGCCCAUCUGCCUCCAGGACCCUCUGGACAAGGAGCUCAUGACAGAGGCCUCACUCUUUAACCCUUUGUCCGACAUCAAAGUCAAAGUUCAGAGCUCAUUCAUGGUGUCCCUGGGCGUGUCUGAGAGAGCCGAGUACCAUGGCAAGAAUCAUUCUGGGACUUUUCCCCAUGGAAACAACCGCAGCUUUAGUACAAUACAUCCCAGAAAUAAAACACCCUACAUCCAGAAUCUGUCAUCACUCCCCACAAGAACAGAACUGAGGACCACUGGGGUCUUUGGCCACUUAGGAGGACGCUUAGUCAUGCCAAAUACAGGGGUGAGUUUACUCAUACCACAUGGCGCCAUCCCAGAAGAGAAUUCUUGGGAGAUCUACAUGUCCAUCAACCAAGGUGAACCCAGCCUCCAGUCAGAUGGAUCCGAGGUGCUCCUGAGUCCUGAAGUCACCUGUGGCCCCCCAGACAUGAUUGUCACCACUCCCUUUGCAUUGACCAUACCACACUGUGCGGACGUCAGUUCUGAGCACUGGAACAUCCAUUUAAAGAAGAGGACACAGCAGGGCAAGUGGGAGGAAGUGAUGUCAGUGGAGGAUGAAUCCACAUCCUGUUACUGCCUUUUGGAUCCCUUUGCAUGUCAUGUGCUCCUAGACAGCUUUGGGACAUAUGCCCUCACUGGAGAGCCAAUCACAGAUUGUGCCGUGAAGCAACUCAAGGUGGCUGUUUUUGGCUGCAUGUCCUGUAACUCUCUGGAUUACAACUUGAGAGUCUACUGUGUGGACAAUACCCCUUGGGCAUUUCAGGAAGUGGUUUCAGAUGAAAGACAUCAAGGUGGACAGCUACUGGAAGAGCCAAAGUUGCUGCAUUUCAAAGGGAACACCUUCAGUCUUCAGAUCUCUGUCCUGGAUAUCCCUCCAUUCCUCUGGAGAAUCAAACCAUUCACUGCAUGCCAGGAAGUCCCUUUCUCCCGCGUGUGGUGCAGUAACUGGCAACCCUUGCACUGUGCCUUCUCCCUGGAGCGCUACACGCCCACCACCACCCAGCUGUCCUGCAAAAUCUGCAUCCGGCAGCUCAAAGGCCAUGAACAGAUCCUCCAAGUGCAGACAUCCAUCCUAGAGAGUGAAAGAGAAACCAUCACUUUCUUUGCACAAGAGGAUAGCACUUUCCCUGCACAGACUGGUCCCAAAGCCUUCAAAAUCCCCUACUCCAUCAGACAGCGGAUCUGUGCUACAUUCGAUACUCCCAAUGCCAAAGGCAAGGACUGGCAGAUGUUAGCACAGAAAAACAGCAUCAACAGGAAUUUAUCUUAUUUUGCUACACAAAGUAGUCCAUCUGCUGUCAUUUUGAACCUGUGGGAAGCUCGUCAUCAGCACGAUGGUGAUCUUGACUCCCUGGCCUGUGCCCUUGAAGAGAUUGGGAGGACACACACGAAACUCUCCAACAUUGCAGAAUCCCAGCUCGAUGAAGCCGACUUCAACUACAGCAGGCAAAAUGGACUGUAGUCCACGAUCGCUCAUGAGAGAGUGAUGGCCAGCUUCGGGACAUUUGCUUUAAAUGGGAAAGAGACAGCUUUCUGCCCAGUGGCAUUUGGAGAAUUCAGCCUUCAUUUACAAUCAGUGAGAAUCCCUGGUUGAAGAAACUGAAUUUUAUAUAGGUAUAAUAUGUUAAUAGGGAAGAGUACAAGCUCUCUUAAAUAUAAGAGGGCUCUACUGUCUCAUCUGAAUCCACACUUGGGUUCACACUUGAUGAACUUUCUGAGCUUUGGAGUGGUAAGGAUAAAAGUGAGGGCAUAGUUAGAUCAAAGCAAUUGUGGGGGAAAGAUGAGCUACAAUAAAGCCAGGAAGGCAGAGAUUGAAUCGUGCAUGUCUCAAAACAGGUUUUUAAUGAUGUGCCCCAAAGGGCCAGCUGAUUCUGGUACCAGAUUGUCAGGGUUGUCUACCAACUGGCAUCCAGUGAUGUCAACAAUCAUUGUAAAACUGGCUUUUCUAAGUGAAAUGGGGUUGCCAACCCAUUCGUAGGACUUUGGUAAUGUCAAGGAAGGCAUUUAGAAUUUAGACUCUGAGUACAUCACACCAGCACCGAUUCUCUAUUUAUCCUAACCACUUAAUGGAAAUAAGAUCAGAAGGUAAGAUGGACCACAAACUAGUUCUUGCUGUGUAUGCCACCUUCAUUCUCUCCCAGAGACAAAUCUACCCACAUUCUUUCUUCCCCUUCCUUACCUAUAACAUAGGAGUGGUUUCAAGGAGGCUAAUUAAACUUCUCAAUAUGGAAAUUUACUUCUCCUAACUCAACAAUGCAGAACCCUCUAUUCCCAGCCCAGCCACUCAAGGUGCAAAGUGCUAUUAGAACACAGCUUAUUACUUGGAUUUGGGGGGAGGCAGUAUCAAAUCGAGCCCAAAAUAGGACAGGGACUGCGGAUGCCACAGGCCUCAGAUAAGCUAUAAUUCUAGGAUAGAGGUGUUGACCCAUUCUCUAAACAUUUUUAUGAGGGGAUGAGGGGUCCUGUUCUACUUUUCAAUCCAGGUUCCUGAAAAUUUCUAGCCCCUUGAUACUGUGUUGUCACAAAAUCUUUCCAUAGAGCUAUAGGGCAUCCUCCUUCUGCUUCUGCUUCUUGGAAAAUUAGCAGAUAGUCUUUGGUCUAAAUGAUAGGAGCAAAUAGACAUGAGGAGUAGGUCUACCACAAUGUCCCAGAAACCACAUGCAUUGUUCUGGAAGCUUUUAAGCUCUGAUUACUCAACCUCACUAGGUAUGCUUUCUCUACAGGAUUGUUAAUAUGGGACUCUUGCUUUACGGUUCUUUUUUAAAAAAACAGGCAAUGAUAUUGUGGAGAAUUGAAGUCCACCAAUAAUUCAUGAAACUCACCUGAACAUUUUACUCCAUCUUUUAUCCUAUGAAAUAGUUUUUGAAAAGAUGUCCUGGCAGACUAAAGAUGCGCCGAUCUGUUCCUGCUCAUCUUCUGGUGGAUGUUUUAAUUAGCUGUCCACAAUCAGAACAGGCAAGGUCAAGGACCUAGA
This is a messenger RNA of Nyctereutes procyonoides (raccoon dog), 4374 nucleotides long. RefSeq names its product unc-5 netrin receptor D (gene UNC5D). The coding region runs from base 1 to 2862 and encodes 953 amino acids. The transcript is spliced from 17 exons. The record is from RefSeq and is a predicted model, not a curated record. Gene Ontology annotation, biological process: netrin-activated signaling pathway. Gene Ontology annotation, molecular function: netrin receptor activity; protein binding. Lineage: Eukaryota; Metazoa; Chordata; Mammalia; Carnivora; Canidae. Gene Ontology annotation, cellular component: membrane.